ACAUUAUCCUUAUCCUCUCAAUUCAAGAUUAGAUAUUUUAUAUUUUUCAUUUCUCUGCAAACAAUGGAAGUCAUGUCUCAGUCUCACCAAUCAACGCUCAAUCCCAAAGCACCGCUCUUUGUGCCGCUUGCUUACCGGACGGUGGAGGAUUUCUCCGACGAGUGGUGGUCUCUUGUUCACUCAUCCCCUUGGUUUCGUGACUACUGGCUUCAAGAACGCUACCAAGAUCCGCAAUCUGAUGCGUUUUUGAACGAUGAUGUUGUUUUUCCUGAUGAUCUUGACUCUCUCAUCUUUGACGGCUUGAUCGAUGAUACUCGUAUCAUUCCACAUGAGGAGGAGGAGAAAGAAAAGGGGAAGGAGCUGGUUUCAAUUAGAGGGAUGAAAUGGAAUAAGGGAAAAGUUCAGGCACCACAUUUCAUGGAGAAAGUGCCUAAGAUUGUGAAUGUGAAAGUGAGUCCAAGGAUGAUUCAGCAGCCUAGGUAGAUAAUUUGAAUCAAUUUGAGUUAAUUUGAAAAUGGAGGACCUAAUUGCAAAUGUUGCUUUUAGUUUGUAGUUUUUUGUAUAUACUUAAAUCAAAAGACUCCUUUCUUGA
This is a messenger RNA of Mercurialis annua (annual mercury), 592 nucleotides long. Its product is annotated as protein EARLY RESPONSIVE TO DEHYDRATION 15-like. Lineage: Eukaryota; Viridiplantae; Streptophyta; Magnoliopsida; Malpighiales; Euphorbiaceae. The transcript has 2 exons. The coding region runs from base 64 to 483 and encodes 139 amino acids. The record is from RefSeq and is a predicted model, not a curated record.